GGCUGCCUCACAUUCAACAGGAGUCACGCGCACAAACAAACUUUGUGGCAGAAGUGAAAAAGCACGUUUCCGGUCAUAGCCUUCAAAAUAAAAGCCCACCUUAUAACCAGCGCAGAAAGUACGAACGGCAGCGCGUGAGCAGGUUCUGAAAGUCCAGUUUGACGUUGGAAACACGAGUUUAACAGAAGAAGACUCUCUAGAGUCUUACCAGCCUGUUCCGGAGCUUUUGAACCGCGUGUCACGGUCUUCUUCGCUAACCUUCUGAAUCCCUGGAUGUUCCGUCUACGUGUGCAGCUGCUCUUAUUUUUUAUAAAGGACAGGAGUCUCCUGACUUCCUGUUAUGUCUGGCUGUCUGCCCCCCCCCCUUCAGACUCGGUGUGCAGACGGACCCGGUCAGGAUCAGACGGAGGACGCAGGACCACAGACAGCCGGUCUCACCGUGACAGGCAGCGGAUCCCAGCCGAGCGGAGAGAGCAGAGUCCCGGUGACCAUGUCGGUGCUGGGCCCGCCCCCCAGCAGCAGCAGCGCCGACGCCUGCCUCAGCAUCGUCCACAGCCUGAUGUGCCACCGGCAGGGUGCCGAGAACGAGGGCUUCGCCAAACGGGCCAUCGAGAGUCUGGUGAAGAAGCUGAAGGAGAAGAAGGACGAGCUGGACUCGCUCAUCACCGCCGUCACCACCAACGGCGUCCACCCCAGCAAGUGCGUCACCAUCCAGAGGACGCUGGACGGACGGCUGCAGGUGGCGGGUAGGAAAGGUUUCCCUCAUGUGAUCUACGCCCGUCUGUGGCGUUGGCCUGAUCUCCAUAAGAACGAGCUGAAACACGUGAAGUUUUGUCAGUUUGCCUUCGACUUGAAGUACGACAGCGUGUGCGUGAACCCCUACCACUACGAGAGGGUGGCGUCUCCCGCCACCACAGGUCCUCAGUCUCUGAUAAGGAGGAUUCAUACAGGACUGUCUGCAGAUCGACCUGCCCCCCACGCUGAACCCUACAACCAGCCCCGCCCUGUCAGCACGUAUCCCAGCAUGCUCCUCUCUCCUCCAGGCAGCAGCUCCAUGGCGGCGGCCGCUCUGGCAGCUGGCGGCGUUGGCUGCAGGAGGAGCGGUGGUGAGGGCCGCGGCCUCCUUCAGAUCGCCCUGCCUCAGAACCACGGGGGCCGCGCCUCCCCGCCUCACCCUAACCCCUCUCACACGCCCCGGCCUCCUCACCCGCCCACCCCGACCUCCCCACAUCAACAGAGCCCCGAGUACAGCAGCCCCCCCAAAACUGCCACCUGGCCAGGUAACAGCCCCGCCCCUUACAGCCCUGCAGGACCUCAACAGAGUGGGCGGAGCCACCAGCAGCCUCCAUUACAUCAUCACAACGCCCCCAACACUCACUUCUGGUCACAGCAUCACAGUACUGCUCCAUAUCCACAACCAGUGUCCAACCACCCAGGUAACUCCUGUUGUCCCAGGUGUCCUCCCUCGCUCUGUUUCACUGUCUCACUCUGUCCCCUG
This is a messenger RNA of Micropterus salmoides (largemouth bass), 1498 nucleotides long. RefSeq names its product mothers against decapentaplegic homolog 4-like. Gene Ontology annotation, molecular function: I-SMAD binding; RNA polymerase II cis-regulatory region sequence-specific DNA binding; DNA-binding transcription factor activity, RNA polymerase II-specific. The annotation marks the transcript as partial. Gene Ontology annotation, cellular component: heteromeric SMAD protein complex. The record is from RefSeq and is a predicted model, not a curated record. NCBI's taxonomy places the organism in Eukaryota, Metazoa, Chordata, Actinopteri, Centrarchiformes, Centrarchidae. The transcript has 7 exons. Gene Ontology annotation, biological process: anatomical structure morphogenesis; transforming growth factor beta receptor signaling pathway; regulation of transcription by RNA polymerase II.